AUGUCCACCCUCGCGCGCACCUCAUCCUCCGCCACGCCUACCGACCCCACCUCGUCUCGCCACAAACCCUCCUCUUCCAGCUUCUCGACCGACUCGAGCGCUCGCCAGACCGGCGCGCAGUCGAGCAUGCAGCCCCCAGCACCGCCAACCACCGCCGCCAACCCAGCUCCGCCGCUAGGCGCCGACCCGGGCGGCUUCUCGGCGUACGCCGGCGCCGCCGCACGUCUCGCCCUCCCCACGCCGUCCGCCUCGGGCUCGAGCUCGAACUCGUCGGCGGAGCGCGUCGCGCCUCGCGAGCGCAGCCGCAGCUCGUCGACCGUCGGGCCCUCGAGCGAGGCCGGGCCCUCUCGAGCGGGUCCCGGCCCUCGGUCCAGCGGCGUCCUCGACCUCACGUCGUCGUCGCCGCCCGCCUCUGCUCGACGACGUGCCCUGCCGGCUGCAGCCGUCGCCGCAGGGCUCGUCCUGCCCGGUGCGCCCGCGCCCGCCGCCGACCGUGCAUCGGGCUCGCCCGCCGUCGCGUCGACCAGCGCCGACGCUCGCCCUGGGCGGCGAGUCGCCUUCAGCUUCGGUGCGCCGAGCGCCAGUACCAGCGCCGCAGCAGGAGGCGCCGUCACGCUCUCGUCCGGGUCCGAGUCGUCCGACUCGGACUACGAGCCUCCUGCGCCGCGCCACACAGGCGGGCCGACCGCCGGGCCGUCACGCCCCUCGCGUGCCGGUCCCUCGACAUCAGCGUCGGGCGCCGUCCUCGUCGCCGACACCGACUCGGACUCGGACGUCGAGAUCCUCUCGGUCGGGCCCGUCCGUCCCGGUCCACCCGCGCGCCAGCCCGGCUUCAACGACGUCCUCGGCUCGCCGCCGCCGUUCGUCGUCCCGACCGGCGCGACGCGCGUGCGCCGCUCGGCGAGGCGGCAUGGGCCCGCGUCGGGCUCGGCCUUGGGCUCGGGCGCGGCCGGCACCGACGACCUCGACGCCGCCACGGCCCGCGCGCUCGCCGCAGCCGACCUCGACGCUGCCGGGCGAGUCGGCGACAACUCGAUCGACUACGUCGCAGCGCAGGCGCUCGCGUACGCCCAGGCGCGCCGUGCGUCAGAGCGGUCCACGGCCGGCGGCGGCGGCGCGCCGAGCCCGUUCUCGUUCGGCGGCAGCUCGAGCGGGCCCGGGCGCUCUGGCCGCGGUGGCGCUGCCGCAGGGCGCAGCUUCUCGUUCGGCGCGGCGUCGUCGGCUGCGGACGCCGCCGAGGCUCUCGCCGCGCGCAACGGUUGGGGCUUCUUCAGCGCGUCGGGCGGGCUCGGCGGCAGCCAAGGCGCGCGCGAGAUCCUCGACACCAUGCGCCUUGUGGGCUCGUGGGCCGACUUGCCGUCGUAUUCGUACGGCGGCGGCAUGUUCACGUUCGGCGGCGGCGGUGGGCCGCCGGGAGGAUGGGGCGGCGCGGCCAAGGUCAAGGCGGCGAGCAAGAAGUACGCGCUCAAGCUGAGCCACCCGGACAAGGUCGAGUCGGGCUUCUCGCGCGACAUUGUCGAGCCGCCCGACCCGGACGCGGCCCCGCCGCCGGCCAAGAAGACCAAGCGCGCCGCCGCCGCCCGCCCGCCGCCGGUCGAGCUCGAGCCCGUGUGCGCGAGCUGCCUCGAGACGUUGCGGCUCGGCGGCGAGGGCCCGCGCAAGGUGUUUGCGCUGCGGUGCGGCCACGCCGUGUGUGCGCGCUGCCUCGACGAGGCCAAGGCCAGGUGCCAGGCCAUCGCCGACGCCGAGGCGGGCAAGGCGAGCGCGGCAGCAGCAGAGUCGGCGGCGGGGUCGAAGGGCAAGGGCAAGGGCCGGGCCAAGGCGUCGACGAGCAAGAAGGGCAAGGGCAAGGCUCGAGCGCAAGCCGACGAGCCGCUCGACCUCGCGUCCGACUCGGACGCGACCGUCGGCGCCGACUCGGACGACGACGACUACCCGCCCUCGACGUCGACCCGCACCAAGACGAGCAGCAGCACGGCGGCGGCGGCCAAGAGCAAGGGCAAGGGCAAGGGCAAGGGCAAGGCGCGCAGCCGGGCCGACGAGACGGGCGUCGAGGAGGACUGGACGACGUGUCCGGUCGCAGGGUGCGACGGGCGAGGGACCGACCUGCUCGCCGUCGACGGAUGGGCGAGGCCGUUCGAGCUCUACGCGUGAGCAGGGACGCGCGAGAGCGAGGGCGAGAGACCGGGCAAGGAGGGUCAGGUGCAACGUUGUUGGUGUCGUUCCUCG
Molecule: messenger RNA, 2229 nt
Organism: Rhodotorula graminis WP1
Lineage: Eukaryota; Fungi; Basidiomycota; Microbotryomycetes; Sporidiobolales; Sporidiobolaceae
Exons: 1
Coding region: 1-2154 (717 amino acids)
Source: RefSeq, a predicted model, not a curated record